AUUGCUCGAAUUAAAGCCCAAAUGCAGUCCGGUAUGAAAUUCAAAAUCAGAUCAUAUUUUAUAUCAUAUCAUACAUAUACAUAUUCAUAUUCACAUCUGAAUGCAAAAAGCAAAAUACUGCUCCCGCUCUUUUUCUUUUAGAAAUUCUCAAGUUUAAACGGCUAAACCCCCAAUUUGCCUCCCCAACCCUAAUUUCUGCCUCUCAAAUUGAGCCGAUUUACAGAAUUUGCAGGGGGGAAAUGAGGGAAGAGCAAAUCGAAAAGCUGCGGGGAGUGGUCCGCGACUGCGUGAGCAAGCAUUUGUACUCGUCCGCGAUCUUCUUUGCCGACAAGGUGGCGGCGGUGACGGCGGACCCUGCCGACAUAUACAUGCAAGCGCAGGCGCUGUACCUUGGCCGGCAUUACCGCCGCGCCUUCCAUCUCCUCAAUGCGUCGCAAAUCGUCCUUCGCGACCUUCGUUUUCGCUACCUAGCUGCCAAAUGCCUCGAAGAACUGAAGGAGUGGGAUCAAUGCCUGUUAAUGCUUGGUGAUGCCAAGGUGGAUGAACAUGGUAAUAUUACUGACACAAAGGACUGUAGUAGCAUGUCCCUGGAUAAAGAUGGCGAAGAUCGUGAAAUCAAUAUUAUAUCAGCGAUAUGCUUUUUAAGAGGCAAGGCAUAUGAGGCCUUGGAAAAUCGUGCACAAGCUCGUUUAUGGUACAAAGCAGCCAUUAAAGCUGAUCCUCUAUGUUAUGAGGCCUUGGAAUGUCUUAUAGAGGGUCACAUGCUCAGUUGCGAAGAAGAGACCAGUCUACUUGCAACCUUGCAAUUUGGCCCUGAAGAUGGAUGGCUCUCUUCGUUUUACUCAUGCUUGGUAAAGAAAUAUGAGAAAGAAAAUGUUGUUGAAACCAAGUUUAGAGAACUUGAGGUCGAAGUUUCUAAUUCAAAGACACCUGGGAAAUCAUUAUGUACUCUGAAGAACAAAACUGACCUCUUAGCCCGAAAAGCUGAGUACUAUCACCAGUGUGGCGAACACCAAAAACACUUUGAACUGACAUCGAUAUUGCUUGAGAAGGACCCUUUUCUAGUUGAAGCCAAGUUUAGAGAACUUGAGUUCGAAGUUUCUAAUACAAAGACACCUGAGAAAUCAUUAUGUACUCUGAAGAACAACACUGAUCUCUUAGCCUGCAAAGCUGAGUACUAUCACCAGUGUGGCGAAUACCAAAAAUGUUUUGAACUAACAUCAAUAUUGCUCGAGAAGGACCCUUUUCACCUGAAGUGCACCCUUGUGCAUUUAGCAGCAGCCAUGGAGCUUGGGCAUUCUAAUGAACUCUAUCUGAUGGCUUGCAACUUAGUCAAGGACUAUCCUCAAAAAGCAUUGUCAUGGUUUGCUGUGGGUUGCUACUACUACUGCAUAAAAAAGUAUGACCAAUCACGUCGUUAUUUCAGCAAGGCAACAAGUUUAGAUGGGACAUUUGCUCCAGGUUGGAUUGGCUAUGGGAACGCAUAUGCAGCCCAAGAAGAAGGAGAUCAAGCAAUGUCAGCUUACCGCACUGCUGCACGUUUAUUUCCUGGGUGCCACCUGCCUGCACUAUACAUAGGAAUGGAAUACAUGCGAACCCAUAGCUUUAAACUUGCUGAGCAGUUUUUCAUGCAGGCCCAGGCCGUAUGUCCUUCGGAUCCACUUGUGUAUAAUGAACUUGGGGUCGUGGCUUAUCAUAUGAAGGAGUAUAAGAAUGCUGUGUGGUGGUUUGAGAAGACAUUGGCUAAUGUACCAUCAUCUUUAAGUGAGAUGUGGGAGCCAACUUUAGUCAACCUUGCUCAUGCAUUGAGAAAACUGAAGAGGUACAAUGAGGCAAUUGUUUACUAUGAGAAAGCACUUGCAUUAUCAACCAGAAGUUUGAGUACAUAUGCUGGCCUCGCAUACACCUAUCAUCUACAGGACAAUUUCACAGCAGCAAUUACACACUAUCACAAGGCUUUAUGGAUCAAACCCGACGAUCAAUUCUGUACAGAGAUGCUGACAUUGGCCCUUCAAGAUGAAUGCCAACUUGGUACAAACCCAAAAGUUGGGACAGUUAGAAGCCAGUUGUUUACUUGAACGAAAUAUCAAUCUCCAUAUUGUUAAUUAUGUUGUCGUUUAAUUUGUAAGCAUAGGCAAAUCAUAGGAGAAUAGCUCGAUCUCUAACAUAGGCCAUAUUUAAUUUGUUGUAUCUUAUUUUUUCGGUAGGUAGUAGUUAUGGGGUUCAUUUGCAUUUGUUAAACCUAAACGAAGUUUCUAUAGUUCAUUGUAAAAGUAUAUAAUUUUUACAGCCAAUUGGUAUUUACAUAAA
This is a messenger RNA of Salvia miltiorrhiza (redroot sage), 2310 nucleotides long. Its product is annotated as anaphase-promoting complex subunit 6. The record is from RefSeq and is a predicted model, not a curated record. Gene Ontology annotation, molecular function: protein binding. NCBI's taxonomy places the organism in Eukaryota, Viridiplantae, Streptophyta, Magnoliopsida, Lamiales, Lamiaceae. Bases 240 to 2078 code for a protein of 612 amino acids. The transcript is spliced from 17 exons. Gene Ontology annotation, biological process: cell division.